Messenger RNA from Momordica charantia (bitter melon), 1221 nucleotides. The record is from RefSeq and is a predicted model, not a curated record. Lineage: Eukaryota; Viridiplantae; Streptophyta; Magnoliopsida; Cucurbitales; Cucurbitaceae.
AUGCGCACUCAGAUGUGCACCAUGGAAAAGAUGUAUAGCGAGAUGGUGCAAGCUGCAGGCGCUAGAUCUCGGUCUGAAAACCGGGUGGCACGCAAUGACAUGCACGAGCAAAGGGGUCAUCACCUCGGUCCAGUCAAGAAAGGGCACCCUGAGGGAGGUGAGGACGAGGAGUACACUCACCAGAGGGGUGACCUUCGCGAGCAUCUCAACAGAAAGAGAAGCUCGUCCCUCCGAAAGGGACAGUCUCCGUCCUGCUCGCAUAGAAACUCCAAUCAACAGGCAGAGUCCUCCUACAAUCCAAUAACUCCCGAAGGAGUGAUCACAAGGGAGGAGUUCGAUCAGCUAAAGAGCAAGUUUGAUGCCCAGGUUGAGGCCUUGAAGGCUAAGUGCGAGAAAAAGGAAAGUUCGUUUGAUGAUGGCGACCUGGGAGAAUCACCAUUCACCUCGGACAUCCUAGAAGCUCUGAUCCCUCUAAAAUUCAAGACUCCCACCAUGAAGCCUUAUGACGGGUCCAAGGACCCAAAAGACUAUGUUGAGGUCUUCGAAGGCCUCAUGGACUUUCAAGCGGCAACAGAUGCAAUCAAGUGCCGCGAUUUCCAGAUCGCGCUCACCGGCAGCGCACGCUUGUGGUACCGAAGACUCCCGGCCAGGUCGAUCUCGACCUACUCCCAGCUGAGGAAAGAAUUCAUUAUCCAAUUCUCUUCUCGGCAUUAUGAUAGAAAGACAGCGACUCACCUCACCACCAUCAGACAGAAGGAAGGUGAGACGCUGAGAGAAUAUGUCACAAGGUUCCAGGAGGAGCAGCUGAAGGUCGCACACUGCUCCGAUCACUCGGCCAUGUGCUACUUCCUCACCACCCUGGCCGACGAGACCCUCACUGUGAAGCUCGAGGAAGAAGCCCCAGCCACUUUCGUCGAGGUCCUGCAAAAGGCAAAGAAGAUUAUUGAUGGGCAAGAGCUCCUCCGAACCAAAACUGACCGACCAGAAAAGAAGAUCGACCAGGGGAGAGCUAGCAAGGACAAAGGAAAAACUGAUUCCAAGACCAGGGACAAGGGACCAUCCUCCUUUAGUAGCCGAGUUAAUUAUCGAAGGUCGGAUAACAGCCGCAGAAGCCGACCUUAUGAGCGUUACACUCCGACCACCAUCCCAAUCUCCGAAAUACUUACCAACAUUGAAAAGACUGGGAUGGAAAAGCUCCUCAAGCGACCUGAGAAGUUCUGA